UUUUGGAUUUAAUCUUCUGAUCUAUUUCAUUACAACUAUAUAUUGGAUUGAUUAAAAUCUCAUCAACUAUUAGAACUUGAUAUUAAUUCAAUGGUUACAAUAAAAUUACAAGAUUAGGCAAACAAAUUAGAUUAAAUUUUUAGGUCUAAAUAGCAUUACUCAUAGUUCCUUGAUUUAGGUUAAGGGAUUCUUGAAUCGUUGGCCUGGAAUAGGUAUAAAUAGAAGAAAAUAGAUUGAUAACUAUUAUUAGAGAUAAAUUAUGUCCUCGAUGGAUCAUUAAUUUUUUCUGGUAUAUGAAAUAGAGGAUUUCUCUAAGUUGAUUAUCAGGAAAUCUCGAAUGAAAACUUUUGUCUUUAUUUCAAUAAAGGGAACACGGGUUUUUUUGUUAGAAGAAUUUUAUUUAUCUUUCUUAAUGUCAUGUUUUGUUUGGAAUUUUGUGGUUUCAGAUGCGGUGAAAAUGAGAAUGAAGUUGAUAAAUCAACCGACCCUAAUCUGCUACACUUACCGAUGACUAAUGGUUCCUUAGAACUGUUUAGACAUUUUGCUAAACAAAUCAAUCUUGAAGAUAUUGAGAGAGAGGCAGAGCUCAUCCAUUGGAGUCAUGAGCAUCCACUAAUCCUUUUUGAUGUGCAAAAGGACGAUGAUAUCAAAGAUGAGAUUACGUUAUGUGAUGGUUGCGUGCAACCAAUAUCAUUUCCAUUUUACUGUUGUAGUCAAUGCAACUAUUUUCUCCAUUUAAGUUGUGUCAACUUACCACGGGAAUUGCGGCACCCAAUUCACCAUGAACACCCAAUGGUACUUUGUCAGGUUAUGAAAUUCUACAAGACCUUCUUGUGCGAUGCUUGCUGCGUAUGGACAAAUGGAUUUUACUACAACUGUGAAACAUGUAAAUUCAUCCUUGAUGUCAAAUGUGCUUUCCUACCUACUUCGAUUGCACAUCAAGCUCACAAGAAUCCAUUGGUUCAAAUGAAAGGUUCAAAACAUCUCUGCAAUGGAAGUGGUUUCAGCUUCUCUACAAGCGGAUUUAAAUGUGAUGAUUGCAGGUUCAAAAUAUCUCACGACAGUGCUCUACUCCCAGGUACCAUCAGGCAUAGAUUGGACAAACAUCCCCUAAUCCUGUGUUAUCCUCCAUUUUUUAAGCAUGUUGAUGAGUUUCACUGUGAAAUAUGUGAGAGAGAAAUGAAUCCCAGCUAUUGGCUCUAUUAUUGUAGUGAUUGCGAUCAAUCGUUUCAUCUUUUAUGCAUUAAAGAUUACUAUUCAAACGUCAAGUAUGGAGGUACCAUUGAAGUUAAUUGUCAUCCACACUCUCUGGCAUUUGUACGAAAGGCAAGGAAGAGGUUCUCGUAUUGCAGUUGUGGUCAUUCUUAUGUUAGAGUUAUCUUUGUUCAUACUGAUAUUGAUAUUGAGUGUCCCAUAUUCGAAUGUGGAGAGUGUAAUUAUACAUUGUGCUUAGAUUGUAUCUGAGUUCUAAUGGUUGAGUGGAUCAUGAAAUUGUAUUAUUGGUUAAGCAAUGUUGUCGUCCACCCUUAAAAGAGGAUAAUGCUUCAACAAAGAAGAGCACAAUGAAUAAUUUGAUCUCUCUCCUCGCCCUUCCUCCCUCCCUCUCCCUGUCAGCGCUCUCUAAAUGUACAGACAAAUAAUGUAUAUAAAAUUGAGG
Molecule: messenger RNA, 1657 nt
Organism: Ilex paraguariensis (yerba mate)
Lineage: Eukaryota; Viridiplantae; Streptophyta; Magnoliopsida; Aquifoliales; Aquifoliaceae
Source: the annotation of a GenBank genome assembly